AGGCCCUCCCCUUUAUGCGCGCGCGCUGCUUUCCUGGCAGCUCAGCCGAGUUCGGUUCUAAUGAUACCAAAAUGAUCCAUUGAUCCGAUCACAACCGAUCUCAGAUCAGCCGGUGCGAGAGUGUGGUGGCUCCUCCAUAGAUCCUUCCUUCCCUGCCUUUCUACCUCCGACCCGGGGAGGCGACGCCGCUACAAGAACGCCGUUCGCCGCUAAGAUGAGACGGAUAACGGCGAAAGCGAAAGAAGAAACUUUGAUCGAGCUGCAGAGCGCCUCAGAUUCUCAGUUUACAGAAGGUCCUGCUGUGUUGACUGCAUUCAGGAUUAACAUAAACUCAGAUGAAAGCAGAAGAAAUGGAGUCGGUUCAUUGUUAUCAGAGACGGCUUCGCUGGCUGAACAAACCGAAACAGACAAGCUGCAGCCAAACAGAGACACGGUGUUCUUCAGGGACGGAGUACGCAGAAUAGACUUUGUCUUGUCCUACAUAGACGACAAAGAUGAGAGAAAACAGGAGAGGAGGAGGGAGUUUGAGGCCAACCUUGAGAAAGAAGGUCUGGAGCUGGAGACAGAGGACAAAUCUGACUCCAAAGACCAUAAGACUUAUUUCCUGAAGAUCCACGCUCCGUGGAAUGUCCUCGCCAAAUACGCCGAUAUCUUGAAGAUUAAAGUUCCUUUCAAAGAGAGCGACUUUCCUCACGGUAGGGAGGUGCCGCUCGAGUUCCUCUCGUGCCCGUUCCGUCUGCCAGACAGCAUAAUUCACCCACAGCCGGAUUAUUUCACCUCACCCUUCGACAAGAACAAGGUCGAAUUCUUCCUCAUCAGCGACAAAAGCACUUUCUUCCCACCGUCCACGAGGAACAGAAUCGUGUACUACAUCCUGGCUCAUUGUCCGUACUACAGCGAAGGUCGGAAAGACAGGGAGAAGACGGGAAUUAAACGAUUACUCAGCAACGGCACCUACACAGCGGCCUUCCCUCUCCAUGAUGGUCGAUACUGGAAAAAAGCCAGAAACUCGGAGCCUGAGAGCGAGCGCUACAACCUGUACAAGCACUGGGCGAGGUUCCUCUGCUUCUACAAGGAGCAACCUCUGAACCUCAUCAGGAAGUACUACGGAGAAAAGAUCGGCAUCUACUUUGCCUGGCUGGGUUUCUACACCGAGAUGCUUUUCUUCGCAGCCAUCAUAGGUCUCAUAUGCUUCACUUACGGAGUUCUCAGCUAUGACGACAACGUGUCCAGUAAAGAAAUAUGUGACGCUGAGGUUGGAGGCAGCAUAUUGAUGUGCCCUCUUUGUGACAAGAAGUGUCCUUUCUGGAAGCUCAACUCCACGUGCCUCUCAUCAUGGCAAUCCCAUCUGUUUGAUAAUGAGGGAACGGUGUUCUUCGCCAUAUUUAUGGGGAUUUGGGUGACUUUGUUUCUGGAGUUCUGGAAGCGGCGUCAGGCCCGACUGGAGUACGAAUGGGAUUUGGUGGACUUUGAGGAGGAGCAGCAACAGCUUCAGAUCCGCCCAGAGUUUGAGAUCAAGUGCACCAACAGAAGGUUAAACAAGAUCACUCAGGAAAUGGAGCCGUAUCUAACCAUCCACAGCAGAUGUGCUCGCUACUCCCUCUCUGCAGCCACCGUUCUGUUCUGGAUUUCCCUGAUCGUGGCGUGUAUCAUCGGAGUCAUAGCGUACAGGUUGGCCGUGUAUGCAGCCUUUGCCAGUAUCAUCAAAGACCCGAUGCGAAGGAUCCAGCUGGUGGGCCGGUUCAUCACCCCGCAGCUUGCGACCUCUGUCACGGCGUCCUGUAUCAACUUUGUCAUCAUCAUGAUCCUCAACUUCUUCUAUGAGAGGGUGGCUAUCUGGAUCACUGAUUUGGAAAUCCCUAAAACCCACCUGGAGUAUGAGAACAGGUUGACCAUGAAGAUGUUUCUGUUCCAGUUCGUCAACUACUACUCCUCCUGCUUCUACGUGGCCUUCUUCAAAGGCAAGUUUGUGGGAUACCCAGGGGACUACUCGUACAUGUUCGGCAAGUGGAGCAAACUCAGAAACGAAGAGUGUGACCCUGGCGGUUGUCUGAUAGAGCUGACCACACAGCUGGUGAUCGUCAUGGCUGGGAAACAGCUCUGGGGAAACAUCCAGGAGGCUUUGCUGCCGUUGCUGCGUACCUGGUGGAACAGCAGGAGGGGACGUCACAACCCUGAGAACCAGUACAGCCGCUGGGAGCAGGAUUACAUUCUGCUGAACUUCACCCAGCUGGGUCUGUUCUACGAGUACCUGGAGAUGGUGAUCCAGUUUGGCUUCAUCACUCUGUUCGUGGCCUCCUUUCCCCUGGCCCCCCUCCUGGCUCUUUGCAACAACAUCCUGGAGAUCCGGGUGGAUGCUUGGAAGUUCACCACCCAGUUCAGACGACCGGUGGCAUCCAAGGCCAGAAACAUCGGAGCGUGGAAAGAGAUCCUCAACGCCGUGGCCAUUUUGUCUGUUGUCACCAAUGCUUUUAUCAUGGCGUUUACCUCGGACAUGAUCCCCCGCAUGGUUUACCUUUAUGCCAUCAGUCGAGACAAAAGCAUGAAGGGCUACAUCAGCAACAGUCUGUCAGUGUACAAUAUCUCACAGAUCCCUAAAACAAACAUGCCCGAGGAAAACUGGUACGAUAACUCCACCGUUACGUGCAGAUACCGGGACUACCGUUACCCACCAGGACACAUGAGAGAGUACGAUCACACCAUGCAGUUCUGGCACAUCCUUGCAGCCAAAAUGGCCUUUAUUAUAAUCAUGGAGCACGUGGUCUUUGUGGUGAAGUUCUUUGUUGCGUGGUUGAUCCCAGAUGUCCCGUCAGACGUGAAGGCACGGAUUAAACGGGAACGUUUCCUGAUCCAGGAGUACCUGCACAACUACGAGGUGGAGAGGCUCAAACUCCAGCUCAGUGCCAGUUUCAUCACCGAGCCACACUCAGAGACGACCUUGACCCCAGAUAUGACCUUGACCUCGGACAAACUCGAAGUUCUGUCCGAGUGUUAGCUGCCACUCUCCUAAUGCUCGACUCUGAGAGAAGAACUCUCUGGAAGUCCUUUUUGUUUUCCUGCAAAGGCUUCUGGGUCCAAAGUAAUGUUAGCAUUCCCUUUAAUGCAAGCAGAAGCAGUUGGAAUGUAAAUUAACAUGUAAUAAGAUCAACUCUAAUCCUAAUUUCUCCACAGAGACAUAAAGGACAAGGUUUACACCCGCCAAACGUAUCCUGACUAUGAAACUGUGAUGAGAAACUUUAGAAAAGAUAAAACACUUAAACUGAGAGCUGAAACACAACGGUCAGGUUUAUGUCCUCAGACGGCUUCACUACGUUUUUAUUUCAUGGGUUGUUGUGUGUGUGGUUCUGUUCCCUGGAGUGUUUUUUUCUCAGAAAAACGUGCUGAAAACAGUGCAUCUGAUAACCGAGUACCUCCUUUGCUCUGCGGCGAUACCGAAACAACCGGACGUGUUUUUGUUGCAGUCAGCAGCUUCGUCAUGCUUUAGCUGCCUGGUGUGGGAGCAGUUUUUUAAGAUUUCGAUUAAAAACAGAAGAAUAUCUGAGACAAACGUCGGCAGAUCUGCGCAAACCCUUUAAACAGCUGCUUUACUGCUGUUGUAUUCUGCAUACAAUAAUCUCAGAUUAUCUGUGUUUCUGUAUUCUGUUGAGAUUGUGACUUUCCAGAUGAGAACCUUGUGCGCUCUCAUUGAGAUACACACAACAUUUAGAGGUCAAGUACAUGCAGCUCAUUCCCAAGUCUUUCUGUAUAGAAAUACCUUUGUUUCUGAUUUUGAGCCUAAAUCAUGAUGUAAACACUUUUCAAACAGCAUAUGAGAUGAUUGAAGCUGCUACACGUCCACUUUCUAACAUUUCCAGGAUCAUUUCUUUGUCAGAGAAGGUUUACGCUGACCUCCGUGUGAGCGUAGUUCUCAGAAGGACAUCUUUUACCGUUCAGGUCGUGUUCAGACGUGUUCCGAGGAUUCAGAUGUGACCCAGCAUGCAGCACGAAGGUCUCCUGAACAAUCCAACUGCCUUAAACGUCUGUUAACUGGUUUCAGAGUGAGGCGUUUCCUGUCGGACUUUAAAUCGUGUUUGAUUAUUCGUCGCUGAUGUUUAUUUGUAAUGUGCCCUUUAUUUUUCUGUGCAUGAGUUGAUAUCAUGUAAAUAUUUAGUUAUGUUCUGGAUUCAUGAAACCGUAGCUUAGAGUUGUUAUAUGUUCAAAAUGAAAGAAUAAAAAUAUUUAUUUGAA
Nothobranchius furzeri (turquoise killifish) is the source of this 4227-nucleotide messenger RNA. It is a transcript of the gene ano5b, whose product is annotated as anoctamin 5b. The record is from RefSeq and is a predicted model, not a curated record. Lineage: Eukaryota; Metazoa; Chordata; Actinopteri; Cyprinodontiformes; Nothobranchiidae. Gene Ontology annotation, cellular component: plasma membrane. Gene Ontology annotation, biological process: chloride transmembrane transport. Gene Ontology annotation, molecular function: protein dimerization activity; chloride channel activity.